Leptinotarsa decemlineata (Colorado potato beetle) is the source of this 1541-nucleotide messenger RNA. It is a transcript of the gene Scgbeta, whose product is annotated as Sarcoglycan beta. Gene Ontology annotation, biological process: muscle organ development. Gene Ontology annotation, cellular component: sarcoglycan complex; sarcolemma. The record is from RefSeq and is a predicted model, not a curated record. Lineage: Eukaryota; Metazoa; Arthropoda; Insecta; Coleoptera; Chrysomelidae.
GUCGAAUGCGUCGCGACGCUUGUCAGAAUCGAAUUCAAUUCGCAUUCCACCACCUAGAGCCCGCGUUGAGACUUGAGGUGAUGAAAAUGUGCUGCUGAAUCGUGUUGAAAAUAAAAAUAAAAAAACGGAAAUGGAUUAUCGAUCGGCAUCCCCAGAAACCUCAGAUGUGUUCUCGGAAGAAAUGGACACUGAUUCUUUAAAGGAAAACAGCUUAUUGAACAGAACUGUGGCAAAAUACAAUAACAACAAUUUCAAGGUGGGUUACAUGCCUGUGGAAGAUACGAAACCUGGCAUGAGAGGAAGGAAGACAAUUGCUUUCUGGACGUUGCUGGUGUUACUGUUUAUUUUAGUUAUUGGAAAUCUCAUUCUGACAGUUACUAUUAUUGGAGUACUGAAAUUGGGACAAGGGAUGCAAAAUAUCGAAUUGGUUCCAAAUGCUCAGUCCAUUAAACUAUUUGGGGAUGUGAAUCUGGACCACAUCUACAAGAGGGAUGGUAAAAUAGAAGGCUACAAGAACCAACCUAUGGAAAUUACCUCAAACGACAGCCCAAUUCUAUUAAGCUUAGUGAAAUAUAGUAGAGGUGUUACUAAAGUCAAAGUAGAUCCUAAUGAAAUAUUAUUCAAAAGUACAAAUUCUUUUGAAGUUAAAGAUAAGGAAAAAGAAACAAUUUUUACUGUUACUAAUCCUAUUUAUAAAGAACUAACGAAUGCAAAUAGCCUCAAUAGUAAAUAUUUGCACACCAAUAAGAUCCGAAGCCCAACAGAUUCCGAUCUACAUAUUGAAGGAGAUAUUGUUACUCUCAAAGGUGCUGAAGGGUCGAAUGUUUCAGGCAAAGAAGUAUUUUGGUCUGCUGAUCAAGACAUUUACUUGAAGAGCAUUAAUGGUUCAAUAAUUCUGAUGAGCCAAGAAGGUAUAUUUGUGGAUCUCGAUAGAAUUCCAAUAGCAAAAUUGAACCACAACUAUGUUACAUCGCAAUUCAAGGUCUGUGUAUGCAUGCCAGAAGGAAAACUAUUCAGACUGCCUGUUGCCAAUCCCAAUCAAAGAGUGUUUUGUGAUUAUGUGAAUAUGGCUCCACAGUAUAAUCCUUGUAUUUAGGAAAUAUACAAAGAGUAGAGAUCAAUAUGAUGAAUGAAGAUUUGCCAGAAUGAAUCAAAGUUAUUCACUGGUAUUAUAUCUUUAUCAUCAGCUAUAACAUCCAUUAAAUUGAAAAGUUCUAUGGAUAUGUUCAUGUAGCACUGUGAACAUGUUUUAGGUCAUAUUACUUACCAUGGAACAUAAAUUCCAACUCUGCUUCAAUAGAUCGUUGAUUGACUUUAGUACUGUAGAGGUUUCUUACAAAAUAUGAAAUUUCCACAGCAAUGACUGAUUUUGUUACUGAAUUUUCCAGUUUGUGAGUGUUGAAAAACGUAUAUUAUUCCAGAAAAGUUACAAGCAUGAAUAGAAGGUACAUAUCUUCAUUAUUAUAUAGUAGUUGACAAUAAAAUAUUUAUACCAGAUGUUUUCUGAUUUAUGUCUAUAAAUAUAUAUAUAUUAUUAGAAA